AUGGCGGACAAGAAGACCGACGACUUCGUGGUGCGCGUGCCCGACACGGCCGCCGGCCUGAACGGCGCCGCCGAUAAGGGCCGUUUCUCGCCGCCGCGCCGCUCCAGCCCCGCCGCGCCCUCAUGGCUCAAGUCCGUCGAGAGCAGCGGCGGCGUCUCCGUCAUCGCCUACUGCCUGUCGUCCAUCAGCAUGACGCUUGUCAACAAGUACGUCGUGUCGGGCAACUCGUGGAACCUUCACUUGCUGUACCUCGCGAUUCAGUCCAUCGUCAGCACAGUCACAAUCGUGGCCGGAAAGCAGCUAGGUCUGAUCCGUGAGCUCGAUGACUUUGACAGCCAGAGGGCCAAGAAGUGGUUCCCCAUCUCUCUUCUCCUGGUGGGCAUGAUCUUCACCGGCAACAAGGCUCUCCAGUACCUCUCAGUGCCCGUCUACACCAUCUUCAAGAACUUGGCCAUUAUCGUCACCGCCUAUGGCGAAGUUAUGUGGUUUGGCGGCAGCGUCAGCGCUCUCAGCCUUGUCUCCUUCUGCCUCAUGGUCUUCAGCUCCGUGGUCGCGGCCUGGGCCGACUUCAGCAAUGCCAAGUCAAUCGCCUCGGCGGGUCUCAAGGCCGGUGCCCCUGCCGUCUCGACACUCAAUGCCGGCUAUGCUUGGAUGCUCAUCAACGUCUUCUGCUCUGCCCUGUAUGUCCUAAGCAUGCGAAAGGCCAUCAAGUUUACCAACUUCAAGAACUGGGAUGUCAUGUUUUACAACAACCUGCUUACCAUUCCCGUGCUGCUGGUCGGCUCGCUCGUCAUCGAGGACUGGUCGAGCGCCAACCUCAUCAAGAACUUCCCUGUGGAGACGCGUCAGAGCCUCAUGGUUGGCAUGAUCUACUCGGGUCUCGCCGCCAUCUUCAUCUCCUACUGCACGGCCUGGUGCAUCCGCGCCACUUCGUCGACGACGUACGCCAUGGCCGGCGCGCUCAACAAGCUCCCCGUGGCCGUGGCUGGUCUCAUCUUCUUCUCCGACCCCGUCACUUUCGGUGGCGUCACGGCCAUCUUCCUCGGCUUCGUCAGCGGCCUCCUCUACACGCUCGCCAAGAACAACAAGUCGAAGCAGUCGGGCCCCACGUUGCCGACGACGAACCAGGCGCCGAUGAGCGCCAGCGCCCGCAGCGAAAAGGACGCCGCCAGCUCAUGA
This is a messenger RNA of Purpureocillium lilacinum, 1179 nucleotides long. RefSeq names its product GDP-mannose transporter into the lumen of the Golgi. Lineage: Eukaryota; Fungi; Ascomycota; Sordariomycetes; Hypocreales; Ophiocordycipitaceae. Gene Ontology annotation, cellular component: Golgi apparatus. Gene Ontology annotation, molecular function: GDP-fucose transmembrane transporter activity; antiporter activity. Gene Ontology annotation, biological process: transmembrane transport. The record is from RefSeq and is a predicted model, not a curated record.